AUGGCGAAAAACGCGAUGGCCGAUGCGAUGCCUAUGGCUGCCGCCCCAAUGGAAUCUGCGGAACUUGCCAUGGGUGGCGAGGACAAAGCACAGCAAAGUGGUCAGGAGACUACGGACUUGGUCGAUCCAACGGUUCGUUCCAACUUCGCCGACACCGCGCUGUGGGUUGGGACCGUCGAAACGAAUGAAAAAGGGGAAGCCGAGUUCAAGCUCGAUCUACCAGAGAAUCUGACGUCUUGGAAGAUUCGUACCUGGGCGAUGGGGCACGGCACGAAAGUUGGCUCGGCAGAGUCCGAAGUCGUGACGCGAAAGAACUUGAUCAUUCGACUCCAGGCUCCACGUUUCUUUGUUCAAAAGGACGAAGUGGUUCUUUCUGCGAACGUUCAUAACUAUCUUGAUUCCGAAAAAUCGACAGUCGUUUCGCUUGACAUUCCGACCGGACUGAUGACGAGCCAGUCGCCACUUACCCAAAAGGUGACCAUUCCCGCAGGCGGUGAGGUUCGUGUUGAUUGGACUGUCAAAGUAACCGGGGAAGGGGAAGCGACCAUCACCAUGAAGGCGCUGACCGACGAAGAAUCGGAUGCCAUGCAGCAAAGCUUUCCAGUCUUUGUGCAUGGGAUGCUUAAGACAGAGUCGUGGACCGGUACCGUCCAGCCGGAACAAGAUUCCCAGAGCGUGACCAUCCAGGUUCCGGAAGAUCGCCGUCCUGAGGACUCGCGAUUGAUCGUUCGCUACUCGCCAAGUCUGGCCGGAGCGAUGGUUGAAGCGUUGCCCUAUCUGGUCGACUAUCCUUACGGAU
Molecule: messenger RNA, 799 nt
Organism: Symbiodinium sp. CCMP2456
Lineage: Eukaryota; Dinophyceae; Suessiales; Symbiodiniaceae
Source: the annotation of a GenBank genome assembly